Molecule: messenger RNA, 1804 nt
Organism: Cinclus cinclus
Lineage: Eukaryota; Metazoa; Chordata; Aves; Passeriformes; Cinclidae
Product: lysozyme g-like
Exons: 6
Coding region: 149-748 (199 amino acids)
Biological process (GO): peptidoglycan catabolic process; defense response to Gram-positive bacterium
Cellular component (GO): extracellular region
Molecular function (GO): lysozyme activity
Source: RefSeq, a predicted model, not a curated record
UUGUCUUCAUAGGAGGAGCUCCAGCCCUCUGAUCACCUUGGUGACCCUCCUCUGGACUUGCUCCAGCAGCUGCACAUCCUUCUUACUUUGGGGGCCCAGAGCUGGAUGUGCUACUCCAGGUCUCCUGGGACAGCUGAGAGCCAUCACCAUGAUCCCCACACUGCUGUUGCUGGGUCUUUCAGCCUUUAUUGCUCCAUCCAUGAGUUACAGUUGCUAUGGUGAUAUAAGCGCUCUCCAAGCCCCCACUAUCUCCUGUACACCUGCAAGAGCCCCUGACUGUGGAAAUGCCAUGAUACGGAGGACUGCUGAGGCAGACCUCGUACGCCUGAGGAGAUAUGAGAUCCCAAUUAAGAGAGUAGCCAGAAACCUGUGCUUGGACCCAGCGCUCAUCGGUGCCAUCAUGUCUCAGGAGAGCCGUGUUGGCCUGCUCCUGGACAACGGCUGGGACCGGGGACGGCAGAAGUACGGCCUGAUGCAGAUCAGCAGGCAGCAACUGCAACCUUAUGCGGCAUGGGAUAGUGAAGAACACAUAAAUCAGUGCUCAAAUAUGCUGGUUCUUUCCAUUAAUGAAGUACGGGCAAGACAUCCUACCUGGACCUGGGACCGGCAGCUGAGAGGGGGAAUCUGCACCUACCAUGCAAAAAUGGGCAACCUCCAGGCCUACGAGGCAGACCCAUGCAGCAGAGACUACAACUACGUCAAUGGCGUGAUUAGACGAGCCCAGUACUUUAAGAGAAAUGGGUUCUAGGUCAUAAACCCACCCUGCCACUGAGCCUCCCCUCUGCAGACUGGCCCAGCAGUGAUUGUAGUGCCCAGAGCAGUUCCUCAGGUCUUCUGGCAGGACCGAUGCUGGUGGCAUUGCUGAUGCCACCUUGCUCACUCCAGAAAAUCUCAGCCCCCACUCGCUGAUGGGUGAGCUCAGUACUGCCUUCCAGGAGACGCCCAGGCAUGAGAUCACACAAGCCUGGGGCUUUUGAAAGGCAGAUGGGGACAGACCAGCAAUGUUUAAAUUUCGAGUGAGGAAGGUGACUCUUCCUGUUCAAAGCUGCACCCCGGAGCUCUUUGUGCAUCUCCCAGACAUGGACACAAACAGCUCUCCCUGGGUAUCAGCUGUGCUCUUCCCAUCUGCAUCCACCUCCUUCCCUCUCCAUGGCCAAUGCAAGGGAUAAAUACCCUGCUUUCCUUCCCUUGGUGCUGCUGACUAAGGAGCAAUGAAGAGACUUUCAGUGAGCCUUUGGUCUCUGCAGUGGCUGAGUGUUCCUGUAGCCAGCCUUGAGGGGGACAAUACUAAAACAUGUUUUGGUUGGUCUCCUGAGUCCAUGACCAUGGUGCAACUAGGAGCCUCAUCAGGGCAUCUGUAUGGAAAAUACUGCAAGUGUCACAGCAGGCAAAAUGCCUUUCCAUCAGAGAGCAGCCCUUGGAGCAGAAGCCAGCCCCAUAUGUACCCAUGUCAGGAGCUGUAUCACAGCAGUAGUUUUGGUAAAUAAACAUCACAAUCUUUCCUGCUUUAGCUUUGGCACAUUUGUGCUGAGUUUCUUCCAAAUUUAAAAGCAUUUCAGCAUCUGUCCCUCUGCCAGGAAUCCCAGUUCCUAAUAGAAGUGAAUGAGCUCUGGCCUGUUUGAAAGUGGAUGGGUCUCUCAGUGCCAAUUUAUUAAUUAGAGAACAAUAAUGAGAAUAAGAUAGAAAUAAAGAUAAAUGUUAAAUCCCAGUGUUUAUUUAAAUUUUUUUUUCAGUUUCAAGGGGGUCAGUGGGUAGCAAUCUACAGCUUGAGUAAAUAACCCCAUUCAGUACUAUUGGAAUGGGU